AUGGAUAGUAGAAACGGGCAAGAUGCGCCACGGCCAAGGGACGCCACGCCAGACCGGGCAGAUCAAAAAGCGAGGCUUAAUUACAUCCAAUGGGAAGCCAAGUUCCUCACCGAGAAGCCCUACGAGUUCAUUUCCCAAGCCCCUGAGGGCUGUCCCAGAAAGAACUUCACUCUCGCCGCUUCCCCAGAACAGACCAUCCACGAUAUCAGAGGCAGUGAAGAGCUUUUCAACCUAGACGACCACGCAUUCCAGAUAGUGAGGCAGGAUAUUGGAGCCAUACCGACUGACCAGAAAGGGAUCGAGUGUGAUUACCUCCCAAAGAUCGUGGAAUUACUGCAGAGUGUUGAUCCGGGGGCAGAGGUGGUGGUAUUUGACUGGAGACUCCGAACGAGUGACUACACGCGGACUACUGCAAAAGCCGGAAGUGUCAUCGAUCUCGACGAUCCAAUGCUUAUACUGAAGCCCGUGCAUGCUGUCCACGUUGAUCAAAGCCCCCUAGCCGCCACCAGACGAGUAAACCACCACAUGGGGGCUCGGGCCCAAGAGCUCCUCCAACGACGCUUCCGAAUCAUCAAUACCCUCCAGCCAUACAACUUGAUCGCCGUCGACCACAUCAGAAAAAACUACCAAGGCGAAGGGCUUUACCCACUGUACGAUGAGGCAAUGAAGUGGUAUUAUCUCAAUAGGCAGACCAAGGACGAAGUACUGCUUUUCAAGACGUUCGAUUCCAUGUCUGCCGAAGAGGGGGUGAAAGCUGGGUCACCACCUAGCAGCGGCGAACUUGAGGUGGGAAGCUGUUGUAGCAAGCCGCCGACACCCAGGGAGAGUAUAGAAGUCCGGGCUAUGGUAUUUUCGAAAGAUGGGGGCUGA
Messenger RNA from Neurospora crassa OR74A, 870 nucleotides. RefSeq lists its product as hypothetical. Gene Ontology annotation, molecular function: oxidoreductase activity. The record is from RefSeq and is a predicted model, not a curated record. Bases 1 to 870 code for a protein of 289 amino acids. Lineage: Eukaryota; Fungi; Ascomycota; Sordariomycetes; Sordariales; Sordariaceae. The transcript has 5 exons.